This is a messenger RNA of Ananas comosus (pineapple), 2407 nucleotides long. Its product is annotated as cullin-1-like. NCBI's taxonomy places the organism in Eukaryota, Viridiplantae, Streptophyta, Magnoliopsida, Poales, Bromeliaceae. Gene Ontology annotation, molecular function: ubiquitin protein ligase binding. The transcript is spliced from 19 exons. Gene Ontology annotation, biological process: ubiquitin-dependent protein catabolic process; protein ubiquitination. Bases 82 to 2331 code for a protein of 749 amino acids. The record is from RefSeq and is a predicted model, not a curated record. Gene Ontology annotation, cellular component: cullin-RING ubiquitin ligase complex.
AGCUCUCACCCUAAGCUCGUGGACCGCAAUGCAUUUACUGUACGUGAGCCGUGUUUUCUUCUACAAGUUUUCGUUUUCGGGAUGGAGAUUGAGACGUGGGAUUCGCUCGAGAUGGUGGUGAAGGAAUUUGAGGUGGGAUGGGGCUUCGUAGAGGAAGGGAUUAGAAAGAUCAAGAACAUCUUACAAGGGCGAGAUAAAACCAAUUUCAGCGCCAAGGCAUACAUAAAUUUGUACACAACUGUCUACAUGAUGUGCUCGCAGAAAAGUCCUUAUCAGUACGACGAGGACUUGUAUGACAAGUAUAAGGCAGUGUUCGACGACUACAUCACUUCAGUGGUGUUGCCUUCAUUGAGAGAGAAGCACGAUGAAUUCAUGUUGAAGGAGCUACUUAAACAAUGGUCAAAUCAUCGACUUAUGUUUCGCUGGCUCUCACGUUUUUUCGAUCAUCUCGAGCGUCACUACGUUAAGAAGUCGAAAAAGCCUAAUCUUAGCGCCGUCGCUCUGACGUGUUUUCGCAAUCUGGUUUAUGAAGAGGUGAAGGGCAAAGCGAAAGAUACAGUGAUCUCGUUGAUUGAUCAAGAACGUGAAGGCGAACAGAUCGACAAAGCCUUAGUGAAGAAUAUCGUGGAUAUUUUUGUCGAGAUUGGAGCGUCGGAGUUGGACUACUACACAGAAGAUUUUGAAAAAUUCUUCCUCAAGCAUACUUCUGCAUAUUAUUCUCGAAAGGCUUCAGAGUGGAUUUUGGAGAAGUCAUGUCUGGAUUACAUACGAAAUGCUGAGGAGUGCUUAAAGAUCGAAAAGGAUAGAGUUGCUCAUUACCUGCACUAUUACAGCGGAGAGAAAUUGUUGAAGAAAGUACAACGUAAGUUACUGAUUGAGCACGCGAGCCAGCUUUUGGAGAACGAAUAUUUCGGCUUCCGUGCAUUGCUUCGUGACGAGAAGGUGGACGAUCUUUCGAGGAUGUAUAGGCUGUUCAGUAAGAUCACUAAUGUGCUAGAACAAGUUUCGGAGAUGUUCAAGCAGCAUGUCGUUGCGGAAGGUACCGCGCUGGUGAAGCAAGCGGAGAAUUCUGCCAGCAAUAAGCAGGGGAAUAAAAAGGACAUUGUCGGUCUGCAAGAACAGAGCUUCGUUAGAAAAGUUAUCGCGCUUCACGACAAGAACUUGGCCUACGUGAAUGAUUGCUUCCAGAAUGACUCCCUUUUCCAUAAGGCGCUCAAAGAGGCGUGCGAGUUUUUCUGCAACAAAAACAUCAUGGGGAGUUCGAGCGCGGAGUUGUUGGCUAGCUUUUGUGAUAAUGCGCUAAAGAAUGGCGGAGGCGAGAAACUAAGUGGUGAAGCUAUUGAAGAGAUGCUCGAGACGGUCGUAAAGUUGCUCGCUUUUAUCCACGACAAGGACCUUUUUGCAGAGUUUUACAGGAAGAAGCUCGCUAGGAGGUUGCUUUUCGAAAGAAAUGCUAGUGACGAGCAUGAAAGGAGUUUUCUCGCGAAGUUGAAGCAGGAGUGCGGAGGGCAACUCACCUCAAAAUUGGAGGGAAUGGCUACCGAUAUUACACUCGCGAGAGAAAACCAAGCGAGUUUUGAGGAGUAUUUAGAUUCUGACCCUCAUGUGGAUCUUGAUCUAGAUUUCACGGUGACAGUCUUGACAGCCGGAAUCUGGCCUACUUACAAAUCCUUUGACGUCAGCCUUCCUGCCGAGAUGCUGAAGUGUGUUGGGGCUUUCAAAGAGUUUUACGCGGCGAAAACCAAGCGCAGGAAGCUUACAUGGAUAUUCUCGUUGGGCACCUGCAUCGUCAACGGCAACUUCGAGCCCAAAACUAUGGAGCUGAUUGUCACAACCUAUCAGGCUGCUCUUUUGCUGCUAUUCAAUGCCGCGGAUAGAUUGAGUUAUUCGGAUAUUGUGGAGCGGCUGCAAUUGUCGGAGAACGAUGUUGCGAGAUUGUUGCAUUCCCUCUCCUGCGCGAGAUACAAGAUUCUCACAAAAGAGCCGAAUACCAGAUCCAUCUCUCCGACUGAUGUUUUUGAGUUCAAUUUGAAGUUCACCGACAAGAUGAGAAGAAUCAAGAUACCUCUCCCCUUAGUAGAGGAGAAGAAGAAGAUAAUCGAAGAUGUCGACAAGGACAGAAGAUUUUCUAUCGAUGCCGCAAUCGUGCGUAUCAUGAAGAGCCGUAAAGUUUUAAGCCAUCAACAGUUGGUAACGGAAUGCAUCGAACAGCUCAGUCACAUGUUCAAGCCGGACUUGAAGGUGAUAAAGAAGCGGAUCGAGGAUCUCAUCACGAGAGAGUAUUUGGAGAGAGAUGACGAUAACCCUAGCUUGUUCAGAUACUUGGCUUGAUCGGCGGCUCUCUCUCCUUUCUUUGAAACAAAAGUUUCUGAAGUUUUGUUCUGACGGCAAAUCUGACAGCACAAGA